CUCCCUCGGGAGAGUGCAAACACUGACACGGAGAGGAAAUCUCGCGGUCGAACCCACAGGCUCAGCAUCUGCAGAGAGAAACGGGAAAGAAAAAAGAACACGGAAGAGCAAUGUUCUUCGAUUUCUCAGCUCGACUCAGUGCUCGUUAGAGGUGGGUUAAUACCGAAUUUCAGGCUCUAAUCUCUCGUAUUCUCUUCGUUCCAUUUUCAGAUCUGCAAGCUCUAAAUUUUGCGUCGCCGGAUUCAUCUGUAUCUCUCGAGAUCUGUGUUUUUCUUAGUGUGAUUCUUGAGCAUUUAGAUUUGUGGUUCUUGUUUGAUUCGUGGUGAUCGAUUCCGUAAGCUUGUGGGUCGGGAGAAUAUGUUGGGUCGAUCUGCAUUUUCGAGAACCGGAGGCUUUCGUCCGGAGAAUUUAGGGCAAAACGCCCUAAACUUGAUCGGGAACAUUGGAUUCUCGUUGUUUGUUGUCGGAGUCUUGGUGUUCACCAUUAUCGCAGCUACCUAUGAGCCGGAAGACCCGCUUUUCCACCCAUCAAACAAGAUGACCACUUUCCUUACAUCCACAUCCAAUGCCACAUUGAAAGCCGACGACACUGUCGUUAAGACCGGUGAAGAUUUCAUGGCGGUCAACCAAACUGCCUUCUCUGCGUUUAUCAACAUUACAGAUGUUGAGAACACUGACAACACUUCCGACACUAGCCAGUUGGAUUGUGAUGCCAAUAGUCCCAUUGAUUGCAAAGAUCCUGAGGUUUUCCAUUUGAUGAUGAAAGCUACUAUAGAGAAGUUCAAGGACAUUCACUUCUACAAGUUCGGGAAACCGACUCCUGGGGAAGGUGAUAAUACUUGCGAUAUGGCUUGGAGAUAUAGGCCUAAGGAUGGGAAGACUGCUGCAUUCUACAAAGAUUAUCGUAGGUUUGUGAUAGAGAGAUCCGAGAAUUGUACAGUCAGUGUGAUGAGCAUUGGAGAAUAUCAUUCGGGUGUGAAUGCAAGGAAGCGGAAGAAGAAUCAGAAACCUGGGUUUGAGAAAACUCCUGGAAAGAAAGACGAUGAUUUCUCGUUACCAGUGGUUGGUGAAGCGGUGAAUGAUUCCCUUCCCGUGAUUGAGUCGGAGAAUGCAUUUAAACAGGGUAAGUACUUGAUUUACGUGGGGGGAGGAGACAGGUGCAAGAGCAUGAAUCACUACUUGUGGAGUUUCUUGUGUGCAUUAGGUGAAGCUCAAUACUUGAACCGUACGUUAGUGAUGGACUUGACUCUGUGUCUGUCUUCGAUCUACACAUCAUCCGGUCAAAACGAGGAAGGAAAGGACUUUAGAUUUUACUUUGAUUUCGAGCACUUGAAAGAGGCGGCUUCAGUCUUGGAUCAAGUUCAGUUCUGGGCAGAUUGGCGUAAAUGGCAUAAGAAAAAUGGGUUCGGCCUUCAUCUUGUGGAGGAUUUCCGGGUCACGCCCAUGAAGCUUGCUAAUGUGAAAGACAUGUUGAUAAUGAGAAAGUUUGGUUCGGUAGAACCAGAUAACUAUUGGUACAGAGUUUGUGAAGGUGAAGUAGAAUCCGUUGUACAAAGGCCUUGGCACCUACUAUGGAAAUCAAGAAGGUUGAUGGAAAUCGUGUCUGCUAUUGCGUCGAGGUUGAACUGGGAUUACGACGCUGUCCACAUCGAGAGAGGAGAGAAAGCAAGAAACAAGGAGCUGUGGCCUAACCUCGAUAAGGACACUUCCCCGAGUGCCCUGUUGUCCACCUUGCAGGACAAGAUUGAAGAAGGGAGGAAUGUGUAUAUCGCAACAAAUGAACGGGAGAUUUCGCUCUUUGACCCGUUGAAAGAUAAGUACACGACCCAUUUUCUCGACGAGUACAAAGAUCUAUGGGAUGAGGGGAGUGAAUGGUAUUCAGAGACGAUGAAGCUAAACGGGGGGAACCCAGUCGAGUUGGACGGUUACAUGAGAGCCUCUGUAGAUACAGAAGUGUUCUUGAGAGGGAAGAAGCAGAUGGAAACUUUCAAUGAUCUUACCAAUGACUGCAAAGAUGGAGCUGGCACUUGCAAUGCUGCAUCUACCUAAUCUCUCUCUCCUUCAACAACUAAAUUCCAGGUUAUUUCCCUAAGCCCUUCUCUCAGAUUCGGUGUUUGUUAUUUGAUAGAAAAGCUUGUUUCACUUGUUGUUUUUCCGGUUCUUGUCCAUGCAGAAUUAGCUUUCCAUGUUCCCACCUUCAUUGUUCCACUCUGUUCUUUAAUGAAUCUUUGCGUGUUCCUCCCUCUUGUGCUUCUGUUCACUGUGUCCUGUAAGAAAGAAACUGCUACUACAUCUCUCUCUUGACGCAACCAUUCUGCUUUA
This is a messenger RNA of Tarenaya hassleriana, 2322 nucleotides long. RefSeq lists its product as uncharacterized. The transcript has 2 exons. The record is from RefSeq and is a predicted model, not a curated record. Bases 358 to 2049 code for a protein of 563 amino acids. Lineage: Eukaryota; Viridiplantae; Streptophyta; Magnoliopsida; Brassicales; Cleomaceae. Gene Ontology annotation, cellular component: Golgi apparatus.